ACAACAGACAUCACAAAAAAUUCGUUGAUUUCGUGUUGCGAUUUGCGAACUCGCAUUGUAUUAUAACAAUUCCUAGUAAAUUUCUCUGUGUCCUUGUGACAAAUUAAAACUAUGAAGAUUAAUGAGAAGAACUUGUGUGCAUUUGCUACAUCAGCCACUCCAAUAGAUCGCGAAGGAUGGUUGGAUAUGAGAGAAGUGGGGAAAAGCUAUCAAAGAAGGUGGUUCACAUUGAAAGGCAACCUUUUGUUCUAUUUUGACAAAAAGGGUGACAAAGAGCCCGUUGGAGUUAUCAUAUUGGAAGGAUGCACCAUUGAGUUAACAGAAGAAGAGUCAUAUAGUUUUAAAGUAGUAUUUCAAUGUGAAGGAGGCCGAACAUAUUUUCUGUGCACAAAUUCCCAAGCUUCAAUGGAAGCAUGGAUGAAAGCUUUAGCUUGUGCAAGUUAUGAUUACAUGAAACUGAUGGUUGCAGAGCUUCAGAGGCAGCUGGACGAAGCUCAAGCUGAGGAUGCGGCAGAAGCAGCCACUCUGAUCCCUCUCACACCUACGGGUGAGGAACCACAGGUCCCGCCCAGAGGCCAGCGCUAUAAUCCAUUCAAUAAGAUGUCAGAUACUGAGAACAAAUCUGUGCCAGGCAGUCGUCAUCACAAAGAAAAUCUAAAGCCGGAAAUGCCUCGAAAGAAAGUUGCCUUUCGAGACAUUCACACGAUGUAUGGACGUAAAAUAUUAGCCGAUCGAAGCGAAUGGAGGGCCAAGCUACGACAGAAGGAACCUUCCGAGCCCCUCAUACAACUCUAACAAUAUUAUUUUGAGCGAGAGAUGUGGAUGUUCCGUGCCUUGAAAGUGUAUAUGUACACAAUUUGUAUAUGAACAGAUUUUACAUAGCCUAGUUGUGUUUGCUGAUUUCCUAUUGAUUAUAAAUUUGAUUUAGUUAGAAAUUAGGGAAAAAUUAACAUCUAAAAAGAUGUAUAAUUAUAUGUUUUAUUGUGCUAAUAUUAUAAUUGGAUUACUGUUUUAAUAUUAUCAAUAUAAUACCAUCACAUCGCUUUCAUGUUUAAUUGAUCAAGCACAUAUUUAAAUAUUGUUAUUAUUGAUUAAAUAUGUUAAUAUUGUUUGUAUUAAAUUAAGUUUUUAGUAGGUUGCUAGUCAUUAGCUUAAUUCAUAAUAAUUGAAUUUGAUUAAAAAUUCUGUAUCAGUUGGGUUCCACAGUGCGAGUUUCCUGCCGGAAAACAGUAGUUUUGCAAGCUCUGGCAUUUUUUAUAUUUACUGCUAUUUGAUAUUUAUAUAUUUGUGAGUCUGAUCAAUUUUAGACAAUUUCAUUGUUUGUUAGUAGUGUUAAUUAUUUUACCUACACCCAUGCUUUAAAUCCUCCAUUAAAGAUUCUGAAACAGUUAGCUUAUUGCCAACAUUAAAACACCCAAUGUUCUAAUAACCAUAACAUCAUCCAAACGAGUGUUGUAAUGUUGUACUGUAUUUCAUAACAACACUCCUUUGUUUUUUUUUCGAUCCCUUCAUGCGCAAAGAGUUUCAACAGACAGCCACAUUCUUAUUGUUCUAUGCGUGGUAUCUGUAUGAAUUUCAAAAAAAGAACAUUUUCGUUUACGCGCGUUCCACACUAGUACCAGAACGUCGCGCGCCUUAAAAAAAGUAGGUUAUUCGAAUCCCCUCCAUUUUUCUUCGAUAUUUUUAUUGUUUUGUUUACAAAAAAUGAGCGAUUCAUUUUAAACGCUGCAAAAGAACAUUAUAUUCGAGUGAAUUUUAAUUAUUGCACUAUACAAAAUGAAAAUUACUACUAAAAUAAAUAAUUGUUUCAUUAAUACUUAGUUUAUUUGUAUAUAAUCAGUAAUGAAUGAUAUUAGGUUACUACUAGGACUGGUGUUUUAAUGCUAGCAGUAAGCUAACUUUUCCAGAAUCUUUUAGAGGAUUCAUAUUCUGGGUGUAGAUAAAGUCUUGUAUGCAACUGUUGAUAAUUAGGUAUUAAAACACGAAUGUGAUACUAUGAUCACACUCGGCUUCGCCUCGUGAGAUAAAUCCACAUUCGUGUUUUAAUACCCCUUAUUACACAACAGUUGCAUAAAUAACUAUUAAUGGACCAAACAAGUCCCAUUACAGUCCUCUUCUGUACGCAGAAUAAUAUCUCCGUGAUAAUAGUAUCACAUGAGUGUUUUAAUACCCCUUAUUACACAACAGUUGUAUAAAUAACUAUAUAAGCUCCUUUUAAAAUAGAUUUCUUAACUUAAUUUUUCACGCAGAUUUGAAAAUUUGAUUUGUAUCACCAUUAGGUAUGUAAUCUUUACUAAGAAAAAGCUGGACAGAAAGUAUGGCGGUAUCUCUUUUCAACAACUAUAACAACCUAUUUUAAAAAUACUUUUUUAGGCGCUUUUGUACUUAAAUGUCUGUGUAAAAAUCAGAUAAAGCUGUAACACUUGUUCGGCUAGAGUCGUCUCAAGUUGAUCAAGGAAGCACGAAUAGUCUGAGCAAAAUUAACCCAGAGUACAUAAUCAUACUUUACUUUAUGAAAUUAUAGAAAGCACACACUGUUUUUUUCAUUACAGACAUUUUAUAUUUAACUUCUUUUCAGGUUCUAUGUGCAUAUUAUAUAUAUAUACAUACUAUUAUUAACAUAAUAUGUAGGGACUGUAUUACUUAGUAAAUAAGGUAGAUUUUAGACUAAAUAAACGAAUUGCCAUGAUUAAUAAUUAUUAAAACUCACACUGUGUUUUGCAAGUGCAUUGUAAGUAAUUAUUAUAUAUCUAACUUUCCA
Molecule: messenger RNA, 2761 nt
Organism: Leptidea sinapis
Lineage: Eukaryota; Metazoa; Arthropoda; Insecta; Lepidoptera; Pieridae
Gene: IPIP
Product: sesquipedalian-1-like
Exons: 4
Coding region: 112-795 (227 amino acids)
Biological process (GO): endosome organization; receptor recycling; retrograde transport, endosome to Golgi
Cellular component (GO): recycling endosome; trans-Golgi network; early endosome
Source: RefSeq, a predicted model, not a curated record